Molecule: messenger RNA, 5122 nt
Organism: Phytomonas sp. Hart1
Lineage: Eukaryota; Euglenozoa; Kinetoplastea; Trypanosomatida; Trypanosomatidae
Source: the annotation of a GenBank genome assembly
GACAUUUUGGUUUAUUUUAGUUUUGAUACUCAGCAACGAGGCUUAGGGAAAAUAAGGAACAUAUAUUUGCGACUUUGUGGCUUGGGACUUAUUACUACAUGUGGAGAUCAUGAAGAAAUAAGUAAUCGGCUUUAGGAAGUUAAGGUCUGACAAUAGAAUAAUUAUCUAAAGCUAAUUACACUAGGAAGCAUACGUUAGCCGUACCGUUGAGUCAGUUAUUCUAUUUUAUGAAUAGCUCUAUAUGGAAGUCAGCAUUUUAGUAUUCAUAAGCCAAUAUUUCAAAUCAGAUAUUCAUUAGGAAAGCAACAUCGCUCUUUGUUUGAUAUUUUCAUGUCAUUGGUCAAAUAAGAAAAAAACCAAAUAUAAUGAGGGGAAAAUAGACAAGUGUAAUCGAUGCAAGUUUCUUGCUACUUCAAUCAGUUGUGUUAUAUUUGUCACAUUGCGUGCAGCCUCUAUGGAUACCAAUAAUCAACGCGCUUAAAUGGUGUUCCACAGCGUAUAGAAAGGACUAAGAUAAGAGCAUUUUUGAUUGCAUUAUCAAAAGCUAAGGCUUUUAUUUAUUGUUUUAAUCGUUCUUAUUUUUAUUAAUACAAUGUAUAUAUGCAUUCAUUGUUCCCUAACAAAGGUACUUAUACAUAUAUUUUAAACGAUUUACUUUCAGCUUAGAUUGCUCAUCGUUUAUGUAUUUGAUAGGCUUUGUGUGUUUUAUUCGGUAACCAAUAUUACUUAAAAAAAAACAUUUAUUUUCGUUACUACUGGUUUUCUAAUUUCAAACAUUUCCUUCUUUAACGACAUUACUUCAAUUUUUCAUCAUAGCAGAAUUUAGACUGAAACCCCAUCAGAAAGCUCUGAAUUAAAAAAUACAUUUCCAAUAAUACUUUUCAUAUUGAUACGUUUCUCAUAUACUUCUUUGCGAUAUGAUUUGGGUUGAAGUAUUCCUGAUGAGUUGAACAGUCGAUUUAGUGGAUUUGUUUUCCAUACUUGAGAUAAAAGAGGAUAAAACAGAAGUAAAAAUUCCAUGUGUAUGGUCAGUUUCUCGAGUACUGAAUUUUGAAUUUGGAAGAUCAAUGGUUUUAUAAAUAAAAAAUACAUUUCACUUUGCCUCACGUUUUUUAUCGUUUAAUCUUUGGUUGUUAUACUUGAUUUACAAUUUACAAUAAAUAUUAGACUAUUGUGAGGGAUUUCACUUUCUCAACUAAUAAUUCUCCCUUUCCUUCUCCUGUACUGACGUUGGAUUUUUUUACUAUGACACCAACCAAAGAUAAAAUCCAUAGAAAAUAGGCUGUCCACUAGCUACCUUCUUGUAUAUAUUGCUAAGAAUAGUUUUUUUUUUUUUGAUAAUAAGAGAACUAAUUUACUUGAGUUGAAUUUCAAGCAAAUAUAAUCAUAUUUAUCUCUUCACUACGGAUUUUAAAGAGUAAAAAUCCUGAGGCACAAAAUGUACUCUUCGCUAAACUCGCACUCUGUAGUGGGGAGUGAUUCUUUUCAAAAUGCUUCCAAUCUUAACAUGAAUAAUGUGUAUAUGAAUACCUACCCUGGGACCUCAGGUGAUCAGGUGGAGGAGUUAUACGCAGGCCAGCCACAGCGCCCGCCGCCAUCCAACGCGUUUGGGGAUGCCUUUCUCUACCCAGGGAAUCUACCCCAAGGAAGCUCAAGUCAAUCGAUGCCAUCAGGGGCUGUUCCUCCUUCCUCGGUGUAUCACAUUCCUCUUCAGGCCAUCCCCCGCAACAUCCACGGGACUUAUGGGGAGGGGCAUUCCUCAGGAUGGGCCUAUCCCCAGGGGGUGGCCCCACACUGUUACAAGGAGGACGGCCCCACUUCCCUGCAUUGGUACGCGGCCCAUUCGAUGUCACAGGCCAGACCGCCUAUGGGCCCCGCCGGGGCACCUGUUAUGGCAGGGUACCCUCAGGACCCCAUUGCCUCAACCAGGGUUUCCGCCGCGUCCUCCCUUUCGGUGAGGACCUCAGGCCCUGGUGAGAAUGGUGCCGGCCCGAUCGGGAUCCCCGGUACGGCGUUGUCGCCAUAUGGCUCUCUUACCCCGUGUUAUCCCACCCACCCUUCUUCACACAAUGAUCGUGCGGAGGACAGGGUCUUCACAGUCCCUGACAACCUUGGGAUUCCACCACCAGGUUUGCGCGACUCCACGCUCAAUGCGCAUCAAUUUGUCACUGCGUGUGAGGGACCUGCCGCCCCUCUGACGUCCUUGUCUUCUUCCACGCCGGCGUUAUCAUCGGUAGUAAUACAAAAGACUCCAUUUUCAUGGACACCUCUUCAUUCCAGUUUAUCUGCACUAUCCAUUUCUGGACCUUGCACACAUGGUAUUAAUGCGGUUGAGUCUGCUGGUACUGAUGCAGCUGCGCUUUCUUCAACUUCUUUUCCACCCAUGCGAUCUUUCUGUCGGGAUGCGACUGCUAAAUAUCCCCCCCCCUUGAACAAUCGUGAUAAUGACUGUAGUAAUGAUAUGGGGCGGAUGAUGACGCUUUUCAAUGAGAAAAGUCGUGAGCCUCAAGUUAUGGCCAACCUACAGCAGUGCUCUGAAAUAUUUCGUGCACAGGAACGUGAGAUCGCUGAGGAUGAAGCUAUUUUUAUGGGGAUUUCUACCAUCGAAAGGACUCUUAUGGAGUUGUUGGCGUGGAGUCAAACAGCUUUAACCAAGUCUUCUUUUCUUUUGCCAACCCCAACGGGUUGCAGCGGAAGUGAAAAUGCGGCUACUGGCCAAUAUGGUGGGGUAGUAAUUAAGACUCAGGCUGGUCAGGUUGAAAUGGACCUACAGGUCAGUAGCUAUCUCGUAGAGCGUCUUGAAUACGUAGAGGAGCAGUUAUCACCAUUGGAGACGAUAUUCCAUAAAUUGCUCCAUAAAUACAUUAUUUCUGAUGUCAACUCGAUCUUAAACAAUAACAACAGAAAGAUGACAGCAAUCCAAAUGCCUUCGGGACACCCAAAGGCGCCCGCGUCUCAACCCGUUCCCUCUGAGACGCAGGAUAAGAACGACGUCUUUACCAAUCCACAGGAUAUCAAGUACAACGCUGAUAGUUCCUUGGACCCAUCUAUUGCGCUUGCUUCAUUAGCAGCCACACAUUUUAAGAGAGUGCCAGACCUGAAUUUAAUCUCUCGUAUGCCAGAAGAACUUUCAAAACGAUAUGAGCGCAUCCGGCAGCUCCUCUUAGAUGAUAUACUUCUGCUUCAUUCCACUACAUCUUCGCACGACAUCUUAAAUUCGUCCAAUUAUGCUGGCGGAUUUUUUCACAAGGGUGCCAUGAACCUUGGCGAUACUGUUUUUUCAACUCUAGAUUUCUCUCAUAGAUGCCAUGGAGGGGAUGGAGACCAGCCUCCUUAUGAGUCUCUGCCGCUGCGACUCAUUAUGGUUCCUGACGAUGGCAAAGAGGAUGGGAGGCACAGUUUAGUUUCCCAAGCUUCUAACAAGAUAUCAACACUAGAUUUGACCCAACCAGAAGAGAGACCCCAACAAUCAAAUUUAGCUCCCUCUAUAGCUGAGAUGGCUUCCCUGCGAAGCAGCGGCAGAAAUACUAUAUCAUCAACCACAACAUUACUGUCUUCAUCUCUGUACCGUGGUAAGGAGCAAUUUAUUGCGAUCGUUGCUACAUCCGUGCGGUACGCACAGCAUCAGCUUUUCCUUACUGUAAGCACGGCUGUUGAGCACCUUAAUCAAAUCCUUCAUCUUGGACAGCUUCGCAAUGAAAAAGAACUUCAAAAAGCAUGUGAGAAGACACAAACCUCAACUGCGAUGACUAUAACUAAUACUGUGCCUGAUGAAGCCCUCUUGUUUAGCCGCAUUAACCUCCAGAAAGACGCUGAAGUCUUCCGCAUGUGGACUAAUCGUGUGGAGGCACUUCAGAAUCGUUUGCAGUGGAUUAAGCGAAACAUUGACACUGCAGUGAAAGGGCAUGGGUCUGUACGGCGGGAGGUGCUUGAGAUCCUGAACCAAAGGCUCAACAAUGAGGAAGGCAAGGGAAAUGGAGACGGUAACGCUGCACAAGGAUUCUGUGAUAGUGAGGGCCCCGGGGGACCGCGCGAGACGGAAAGUGAAUUGGACAGCCCUGGUAGAUCGACCGUUGAGUUCCGCCAGUCAUCUUCACUCGAUCAACCUGAGAGCACAUGUCUUAUAAAUUCCAACGAUGUUGGCGCUAUUACAGUUACGAAAGCCACGGAAAUAUCGCUUGAGGGAGAUCCACUAUCGAAUCCAUUAACUUCGUGUGAAGCGUAUCGAUUAAAUGACUUCUCGAGUACUUUUGAUGCGAACUCUUCCGAGCAGCAGCUUCACCAGUUGUGUCAAGUCGAGAACGUCCUACCUCGCGAACGUGCAUUGUGCAUCAGGGAUGAAAAAGAAGACCAAUCUACACAGAACACUCCCGCAAAUGAUUUUGGACUCUGUGCGAAUAAUUUGUUUGAGGAGAAGGGAUCAGAUGUUGCGCUCGGUGGGAGUGACCCUAGCUCAAUGGCAGGGAACGGCAAUGAGACGGAAAGUCUUGGGUUUCUUGAGUGCCAUGAAAGAUCGGUCAGUAAUCGGUUUUCUACCGAUGGUACCAUGGGUACGGCGGACUGCGUCCGUGUAGACGAACCACAUAGACCCCACGGUGGUGAAUGGGAACCUACCAAUUGGUGUGAGAUGACUUGCCAAGACGAGGGGGCGACUCCAACUCAUCAGGCACCACUCAGUUUACCACAUGAUACGGGCUUUGUAGCAUUUAGCGUUCCUGCAGACAUUUCAACAUUAGAUGGAGCAGGUUCAUUGGAAGGUAGUGCGAAGUGCAAAGAUCACAAAGUGUUUAACCAAUGCCAUCCUCAAUUUGAUUACCGUUCGCGUGAGUAUGGAAAGAUUUCAAGACCGAGGAACUCGGAUGAUUAUAAAUGGUGCGUUGGGAGUGCAUCUCGAGAUGCUUUCUUGCCAUCCACUAAAUCAUAUGUGGGGAGAAGUUCUGUCUUUGUAAGUGAUAGCAGCGAGGAUGACAGCCCCAUGGAAUACAGUCUGCGUAACUCAAACAACUUGUUUAAGGGAUUUAAGGCAUUUUUUAAGGCAGUUGUGCGGCGUGCAACCAGAUUUGACAGUGACGACGAUGACGAUUCAAGCUCUAAUAGUCGGAAAAGACAAAGAAUAGGGUGA